Molecule: messenger RNA, 1170 nt
Organism: Mesorhabditis belari
Lineage: Eukaryota; Metazoa; Nematoda; Chromadorea; Rhabditida; Rhabditidae
Source: the annotation of a GenBank genome assembly
AUGAAUUUCUUGUCUGGAGCUGCUGACCUGAUCAAACCAAGAAUUGAUGACAUGGGUGCUGAUCGAAUGAAUUAUUGCUAUACAACAAUUAUUAUUGCUCUUUUUUCAAUGGGACUCACUGCUCGACAAUAUGUUGGAACUCCGCUUCAAUGCUGGGUUCCACAACAGUUCUCUGAUGCUUGGGAACAAUAUGCAGAAAAUUACUGUUUUGUUUAUAAUACUUAUUGGGUAAACCCGGACAGUCAAAUCCCGGGAAAUGUACAAGAUCGCAUAGCGUCUCAACUGAUCUAUUAUCAAUGGGCUCCAUUUAUUAUGGGACUUGAAGCAUUCUUUUUCUUCUCACUAGGAAAGGUUUGGGGAAUAUUAAACCGUCGUUCCGGGCUUAAUAUUGAAAGUCUGGUAAAGACAGCACAAAACGCUGAUGAAGCUGACAAAACAGAAAGAGACAAAGGAAUUGCAAUCAUUUGCCUUCAUCUCGAAGACUCGAUAAAGCUACAGAGAGCUCGAGGAGAACAAGCCUCUUUCAUUAAACAUCUUGUCAAGCUAGGAAAACUUGAUGGAACUUAUUUAGCCAACAUCUACUUGUUCACCAAAUUAUUGUACUUGUUCAAUUUGAUUGCUCAAUUUUUGGCAAUGAAUCAAUUCCUUGGGCAACGCAAUCAUUUGUGGGGAGCUAGCAUUCUUUCUGAUAUCAUUAGUGGAUCGAAUUGGGAAGAUACUGGAAAUUUCCCUAGGAUUGCCAUGUGUGAUUUUGAGGUGAGAGUGUUCGGCGGUUUUCAUCGUUACUCUGUUCAAUGUAUGCUCGUUUUAAACAUGUUCAACGAGAAGAUUUUCUUGUUUCUUUUUUGGUGGUUUGUUGCAGUGUUUUUCUAUACUGUUCUGGAUACAGUGCAAUUGUGUCUGAAGAAUCGACUUGGGAGAUCGAAAGUGAACUAUGUCAGAAAAUAUCUAACACUUCGAAGCACUGAUGAGCGCUUCGUUGAACAGUUUUGCAACUCCAAUUUCUCAACAGAUAUAAUGAUCAUCUUGAGAAUUAUCACAAUUCAUUCAAGUGAAUUCAUAACUCGAGAUGUUUUGUCAUCACUUUGGAAAGAGUUUCGGCAAAAAAUUCACGACGAUUUGCACGAAGACUUUUUCUCGGAUGAAACAAUGUCGCUUACAAAGUUCAAA